Molecule: messenger RNA, 1950 nt
Organism: Acyrthosiphon pisum (pea aphid)
Lineage: Eukaryota; Metazoa; Arthropoda; Insecta; Hemiptera; Aphididae
Product: zinc finger MYM-type protein 5-like
Exons: 6
Coding region: 519-1928 (469 amino acids)
Source: RefSeq, a predicted model, not a curated record
AGUGCCGCAUUUAGGGGGGGGCACUGGCUACAACUGCCCGGGGCGCCAGUAUUUUGGGGGCGCCGAAAUUUUGUGGUCGGAAAUAAAAAAAUUAAUAAAAAUAAAAUGAAAAAUGAAUUUUUAAAAUGUAAAUUAUUUUAAUAACAGACAACAGUAGGUAUUAUAUAAUAUUAAUGUAUUAUGCUGUUUGAAAUUAAAACAACUAAUGUAUUUAUAGAAAUAUAGCUAUCAGCGUUCGAGAAUUAUUAAUAUACUUAAAAAUAGUUCGCAAAUUUGUUGUUAUCCAAUAGAUAUAAGUUAUUUAUAUAAUACGGCGUACUUUGUUAUCGCGUGCGGCAUGCCCGCAACCAAUUACAGAAGUACAAUUAUUAUUAGUCAACAAACUCGAACCACGGAAUGUCUGAAAUUUGUGAUUACCGAUUAAUAUUGUUUCUUUCACUACCUACCCACUCGGCGACCGGAGCUGUUGAUUAUUUAUUAUAUAUUUACAUAUUUGUUUUAUAUUACUUAAAUUAAUUAUGACUGGAAAAAAAAAACUAAGUGGAUAUCAAAAUCGAAAAAGAGCAUUGUUAAAGGACAAAAAAGAACUAAUUGCUAUAAAGAAAUGCAGAAAAAUUCAAGACAUGUUUCUUGAAAAAACAUCAACAGUUGAAGAAGUUCCUGUGGAAAUUGAAAAGGACAUUCAAGAGGUAGAUCAGAACACAUUUCCAAAAGUAACUGAGGCUGUUCACAAUGGUGAAGUUCCUGUGGAAAUUGAAAAGGACAUUCAAGAGCUAGAUCAGAACACAUUUCCAAAAGUAACUGAGGCUGUUCACAAUGGUGAAGUUCCUGUGGAUAUUGAAAAGGACAUUCAAGAGCUAGAUCAGAACACAUUUCCAAAAGUAACUGAGGCUGUUCACAAUGGUAAAGUUCCUGAAGAAAUUGCGAUGGACAUUCAAGAGAUAGAUCAGAACACAUUUCCAAAAGUAGCAGAGUACAAUGUCAUUCCUGGGUCUGAUCCAGCUCUAUGGUCCAUAAACAAUUUUACUCAAGAUUAUUUUUGUAUUCAUGGUUUUUCUCAAAAUGUUUCCAGUAUGAAUUUUUCAAAGUCAAAAAGACCCUAUAUUAUAUCUCAAAAAGGUGUUAAAAAAACCUACUACAGGUAUUUUAAUUUAAGGUAUCUUCAGGUCACUUUAAAAAAUGGAGAAAAAUUGAAACGAGACUUUUUGAUGUACUCUGAGAGCAAAGGUGUUAUAUUUUGCGGUCCAUGUCUAUUAUUUGGUAACAAAUCAGUGUUUGCUACAACUGGUUUUUCUAAUUGGCAAAAGGCUGAGGAGCGUAUACUAGAACACUCAAAUUCUUCGAAUCACCGUUCAAAUAUCAUAAAGAUGAAAGAUCGUGGUAACAUACAUGGUCGGAUCGAUAACAAUCUUGUGACGCAAGUAGAAACUCAACGUAUAUACUGGGUAAAUGUAUUAAAACGAGUUGUGGCUGUUGUUAAACGUUUAUCAUCCAGAGGAUUGGCAUUUAGAGGAACAACUUCAAAAAUAGGAUGUAAUAACAAUGGUAAUUUUCUUAUGGCCCUUGAAUUAUUGGCUGAGUUUGAUCCUUUCUUAUCAAACCAUUUAGAGACAUACGGAAACCCAGGAAAAGGUAAUACAUCAUACAUAUCAUAUAAUAUAUAUGAGCAAUUUAUCAAUAUAAUGUCUAAACAAGUAUUGAAUACAAUUAUUCAAGAAGUUAAAGCUUCUCGGUACUUCUCGAUCAGUGUUGACUCUACACCAGACAUAUCUCAUAUCGACCAGCUUUCAUUUUGUGUUCGAUAUGUCAACAAUAAAGGGGAACCAGUAGAAAGAUUUUUAUGUUUUUUAGAUCAAAUAGGACAUAAAGCGGAUGACAUGGCAAAUGCUGUAUUUAGUGUAUUAAAAAAAUAUGACUUAAAUUAUUGAUUAUCUUCGAGGCCAAUCUUAU